UGACUUUAUCCUUUUUGUUUCAAUACUUCCUCGCAAGCACCCAUCUCCAUCCGUUUUCGUAUAGUUAAUUGCUUGUAAACUGGUGAGUACGUUCAUUUUGGUUUCGUAUCAUGAUGUGUAUCCUUGUAAUUUGCGUUCGAUAUUCACUGGCCUUACUCCAAAAGGUGUGCUCGCCGGCGUGCCCUGAGGCCAGUGGAAUGAGACAUCUACAAUAUUUCUGACUUGCUCGUGCCUUGCUCUGCGUACAGUUGCUUAUCAUUAUCUGACUUUUAGGCAAACUGGUACGAGUUACAUAGUGUUGGGUGGAUUGUGUGAGGUGUUUUUAUAAUUUUUUGUGCAUGUAGUAACUUGAAAUACACCCAAUACCCCUUUGCUAUCUUCUCAAUCAUGACUGAGAAUGCGCUACCCGGCGCAUCGCUAUUGCAGGAUCAGACGACCACUAUUAGUGCUGCAGAUGAGAUACCGCAGUUCAAAGUAUAUAGACCGACUACUGCACUUCAAGCAACCCGUAUGUUUCAUAUCAAUGUUAUAUCAGCUAUAUUGAAACGUCUCGCUUGCCAAGAUGACCUUCCUGACUCGUAUUUCACACCAACUGCUGCUGAUUUGAAAGCAGCUCAAGCGACGUUGUCUGGACGUACACAAUCGUUGGUUAAUGCACCUCUGCAGAUUCGGUCUGUCCGUGAAGCAACAGAGAAGGCGAAAAGAGACAAAUGGCCCAACACUACCAUCCGUAUCAGAUUCACUGAUCGAACGCAACUCGAGAAGGUAUUUCUUUCGACCGAGAAAAUACGAUCUGUUUAUGCUUUCGUACGGUCGUCACUUCGAGACAAUGUAAAACCUAUCAAAUUCGUUCUAUAUCAAACUCCACCUAAACAGGACUUCAAGGUCUCUGACCCCAAAGUUCGCGACCUGACGCUUGCCGAACUUCAUCUAGCACCAUCUUCUGUCCUUCUAUUGCGGUUCGAAGAUGAGUCUCUCAAUCGUUCUGACUUUCCUGCGCCACUGUCACCGUCCAUAGUAGCUCAGGCUAUGGAUCUGCCGCCGCCUCCAAGCUUCGACCAUCCUGACCAAUCUCAACCACCAUCGGCUCCAUCAACCCCACCUGCUUCAAAGCUGGAGAAAAAGAUCCCCAAGUGGCUCAAGGCUGGUUUG
This is a messenger RNA of Serpula lacrymans var. lacrymans S7.9, 1152 nucleotides long. RefSeq lists its product as uncharacterized. Gene Ontology annotation, molecular function: protein binding. The record is from RefSeq and is a predicted model, not a curated record. NCBI's taxonomy places the organism in Eukaryota, Fungi, Basidiomycota, Agaricomycetes, Boletales, Serpulaceae. The annotation marks the transcript as partial. The transcript has 5 exons.